This is a messenger RNA of Ananas comosus (pineapple), 2263 nucleotides long. Its product is annotated as protein IQ-DOMAIN 31-like. Gene Ontology annotation, molecular function: protein binding. Lineage: Eukaryota; Viridiplantae; Streptophyta; Magnoliopsida; Poales; Bromeliaceae. The transcript is spliced from 7 exons. Bases 377 to 2023 code for a protein of 548 amino acids. The record is from RefSeq and is a predicted model, not a curated record.
CUCUCUCUCUCUCUCUCUAUGUGCAUGUGUUUCCAAACCAUUCUCACCCACUCUCUCCAAACACCAUUAAAUUCCUCUAUUUAUGUCCUUGUACAUAACCACCACCCCUGCUUUAUUUUUCCUUUUUCUUUUUUUUUUUCCUUCUAUUUCCCCCUCUUCUUUUUGAUCUUCAUGUGUGUUGGAACUUGGAAACGGAGGUGAAGUAGAGAGAAGCAGAGUUUCUUUUCGGGUGAGCUUCAGAAUCUCUGAGAUCUAAGCCCCUCUUUUUUGCUUCGAGCUCAGUGUUGUUCUCUGAUACAUACAUAAUCUUUUUCACUUCCCUUAAAAGGUUCUGGUGCCAAAUUGUUAGGGAGUAGAAUAUUUUGCGGUUUCGGAUAUGGGGAAAUCUCCGGGGAAGUGGAUCAAGAGAGUGCUUUUCGGGAAGAGAUCGUCGAAAUCUCGGUCAGCGAAAGAUGAGGGAGAGGAUUCCUUGAAGAAUCGAAGUGAUGAUGAAGGGUCUGUCGGGGGACCGGGAACUGCGUCAGAUGAGAAUUCCUUCGUGAUCUCUGAUAUCGUGCUUGUUAGCAACGAAGGCGUCAGAACUAUCCCAACGCUCGGGAAUGGGUUACCUUCCGCUUUACAGGGCGACGAAGCCGUUGUGGGCGCCGUGAGUCAAAAUGGAGGAUCUGCUGAAUCGAGUAAUCCCGAAUAUCUUAGGGAAGAGCAUGCUGCUGUAAAGGCACAAGCUGCCUUUCGCGGUUAUCUGGCACGCAGGGCGUUCCGAGCAUUAAAGGAUGCCGUACGACUGCAAGCCCUAAUUCGCGGACAUCUGGUGAGGAGACAAGCCAUUGCAACUCUUCGUGCCAUGCACGCAAUCGUGCAGUUCCAAGCUCUAUUUCGUGGCAGAAGUGUUAGGCGCUCUAGUGUCACCUUUGAAGUCACUACGAUGUUUUGGCAACAGAAGGAUGGUAAACCCCUGGAUGCCUGGAGGGUGGAGUUGUCGAGUAAUGCAUUCAUUUACAGGCUUCUUUCUUCAAUGGCUGCUACAAAUCCUGUACACGUCGAAUACGAUCAAGGAGAUUCCAAUUCCGUCUUCAGCUGGUUGGAGAGAUGGACAGUAUCUCAAUUCUGGAAACCGAUUUCCCAACCAAGAAAGAUUGUUGACCCAAAAUCUCAGCCAAAGAGCCAUCGUUAUGCUACCAAAACUGAAUCAGCAAAAUCUAAGCGCAUUGCGCAAAGACAUCAAUCAGCAACUAUUGAAUCUGGUCAGAGAAACGUUCCCAGACGCAACGCGAGAAAAAUUGCUACCUCUCCUGUUGAUCCAGAACGUCCUCAAACGGAGCUUGAAAGGGUCAAGCGUAAUUUGAGAAAGGUAUCUAAUUUGAUGACAGAGGCAUCUGAACAGAGAGUGGUCGAAGAUAACAACAUGCCAAGCUCGAUAUCUGAUAUCCCUGGUAAGGGGAGUGAUGAUUUAUCGGAUCAAGCGAGGAAUGAUGCUCUUCUACCACCUGAAGCCGAGCAUGAUAAGGAAAUAGCUUUGGAAAAUGCCGCGACAGCAGAAUGGCAGUUUGAUGCGGUAAACGAUGUUAGUCCUGCAGUCGAAUUGAAGCCAUCGCAGAGCAUCAGUGACGCAGAGAAUGCAAUAGUAGUGAAUGAGGAGGAGCCGACCUUCAAGGUCGAACAAAAUAGCCCUAAAGCUCAUAAAAUGAGGAAGAGGUCUUCUUUCUGGGAAAUUCCAGUGAAUUCAGAAAACACAGUGAAAAAGGCUCCUAUUUUACCGAGCUAUAUGGCGGCGACUGAAUCAGCAAAAGCAAAACUGAGGGAACAGGUCUCACCUGGGUUUGUCGGGGAUUCGGUUGAGAAAAAUGCCUUCACACACCGCCAUUCUCUGCCAUCUUCUACCAACUGCAAGCUGAAUUCACAGACACCGCGCACGGGAAGAAUGAUACUUACCGGUAACAAGGGAGUGAUCAAGAGCGACAAGUCACUCUUUUCGACCAGAGAUGGAACAGAUAGAGCAAUCCAAGUUGGAUGGAGGCGUUGAUGUCGCGAAAAGCAACAUCUGCUGCAGCUCUUGCUUCUGUUGUUUUAUAUGUAAUGUGAAGACAUUGUGCUAUUUCAUGUAACAAUUGAGUUGUUGUGUUGAAUGACUCUUUAUAAUACUGCAUCUGUAAUGUGCGUUAUGUCUUAUACGUUUGUAAAAGUUUGGUCGUGCUCAUAAGCAGAUGACGAAAAGAGAACACCUACAAAUACGCGUUAAUUUUACACCGAAUUCAUUCACAAA